AUGGCAACUUCAAGCAACAAAUCAAACACCUUUUGGAAAUCAGUUUGCUCAUCUUCCCCUUCUUUGCCAGGUCAUCCACCAUUCUCCUCCACUGAAGCUCUGCCACCUGGCCGUUGUCACCGUCUCCAAGCCCGGCGAUUAUCUCGUGCGGAAGCAAUGCUCCGGCGGCAAUCUUGGCCUCACCCUUAUCCACCUUCUCGAGAUACUCUCCGAACCUUUGCUGAUCAUGCUCCAGAAACACCUGCUUGUACAUUUUCGUGGCAACAGAGGACACCCUGCCGUAAGGGAGAGUACUCCACUGUUUCGCGCUCAUGUAGAGCUCCGGCAGCUCGAGGGCUUUACGAAGCGGGACAAGCACUUGCUUACUGGGCCUCCUCCACUCCUUCGUAUUCCGGAAAUUCCUCCCUCGGGAAGACUUUCUUGGCAAUGGGCUCACAAAGCAGAGUCACCUGGUCGUAUGAGGAGUCGAGGGAGGGGCACCACUUAGCGGCAAGGCUGAUUUUGUUCGAUUGGCCGGAGUUUAGCAUCUCCAUGUCCGACCGCAAGCACAGGGCAAAUUGCUCGGCCGGUUGGAUCUCCUCCUCAUCCGACCUUGGGUCUUCUUCCUUAUGCCGCCAUAUUGUGGGGCCAUCUGUUUGGGUUUUUUGGCCUGCCGGCGUUUGGCAAGCUCGCGAGCCCGGCGUGAAGCCCUCGAUUUCCAACUCCGUAGCCGAACUUAGCCAGGGGGGCGACGUUGCAGGCAAGGGUCUUGGGGUGGUUCUUGUGGAUCCACAGCGCCGCCGUGUAGCCGCCCUCCCUGUCGGUCUUGCCUGUGCCGCGAACGCCUCGGAGGUUGCAGACGAGCUUCAGGGCCUUCAGCGGGUCGUCUUCCCAGGCGAGCUUGAGGCGCUCUGCGAGGGCCUCCGGCGGCGUGUCGGGGACGAUGUGGAAGAAGAAGUCCAGGCACGGGUUUCCGGAAGAGAGGAAGGUCGGCGAGAAGUUCUCGGUGAAUCCCAUGGGUGGGAGGGGGGCCGUGGCCGCCGUCUUGUUGAAGUUGGCCACCAUGAGGUCCAUGAAUGGAUCUCCCGUGGCGGCGGGNAGGGGUAG
Striga asiatica is the source of this 1086-nucleotide messenger RNA. The record is from the annotation of a GenBank genome assembly. NCBI's taxonomy places the organism in Eukaryota, Viridiplantae, Streptophyta, Magnoliopsida, Lamiales, Orobanchaceae.